AAAAAAACCAUUCAAAAUUCUACCCAAUAUUUUACCCUUGCCUCCCAAAAUGGCAGAUUUAAUGCGCCUGGGCAACGUGGAUGUUGUCAUACAAAAGGACAAACUUGGCUCACCGAUUGGCGGUUCGGAUGAUGGUAAUUUAGCCGCCUUUGGUGCUGGCAUUAAUAAUUUUGCGGGUAGUGGCGGUGGUGGAGGAGGCGUUGUAGGCGGCGGUGUCGGUUUCGAUAUGGGUGAUUUACAACAGGAAUUGGAUCAGGAUGAAUUCGAUGGCAUGAAUUUGAUAAAUGGCGAACGACCUGCCAUUAUAGCGCCACCCGAAAGUGAAUGGUAUCAUGGACGCUUGGAUCGCUAUUCGGCUGAAUCACGUUUACGUGGAAGCAGCAAGCUGGGCAGCUAUUUGGUUCGUGAAAGUGAUCGCAAACCUGGCUCCUAUGUGCUCAGCUAUUUGGGUCGCACUGGCAUUAAUCAUUUUCGUAUCACAGCCGUUUGUGGUGACUUCUACAUUGGCGGUCGUCAAUUCAUCUCCCUGAGUGAUUUAGUCGGUUACUAUACCUCAUGCAGUGAUUUAUUGAAACGUGAACGACUCGUGAUACCGGUACCACCACCCGAACCAGUUAACGAUAAGAAACGAGUCGUGGCGAUACUGCCCUACACGAAAAUGCCCGACACGGAUGAAUUGAGUUUCCAAAAGGGCGAUAUUUUCUUUGUGCACAAUGAUAUGGGUGAUGGUUGGUUGUGGGUUACGGCUCAUCGGACCGGCGAACAGGGUAUGAUCUUUCGUGAACUGGUGGAGGAUUUAGAUCCGGCCAUAGAUCCAAAUACAGUAUUUCCAUGGUUUCAUCCGAAUUGUACGAAAAACGAAGCGGUUGAUAUGUUAGUUAAGGCUGGUCCUGGUAGUUUCCUAGUCCGUCCCAGUGACAAUUCACCGGGUGACUAUUCUCUGUUCUUCCAUAUCAACAAUCAGAUCCAGCGGUUCCGCAUAGAAAAGAAGGGUGUCCGCUAUUUGAUGGGUGGCCGGACCUUCGAAUGCCUGGAUGCCGUGAUCAAUCGCUAUCGCAAGGAACAAAUUGUGGAGGGUCACUGCCUCAGCCAUCCGGUGGUGAAUGGCACCCAACCGGAAUAUAGCCAACAGUAUGUUGUGGAGAAGGCUGCCGAGAAGAUCUAUGCCACCCUGAGGGAGUGCCGCGAUCAAAUCGGCCUCAAGAAGAUCAAGGGCAUCAAACAUCACGGCCACUUGAACAAGAAGUCGGACAAGACGGCCAAGUGGAAACAGCUCUACUUUGCCCUGAUCAGCGAAUGCAGCGAAACCCAUCUGUGCUUCUAUGACAAUCCGAAAAAGACUAAACCCAAGGGACUUAUCGAUUUGUCCUGCGCCUAUCUCUAUCAGUGCCACGAUUCUCUGUGGGAGCGUCCCUAUUGCUUUCAAAUUGUCGAGAGGGCCUUGCCCUGUCUGGCCACCGUGACAUAUUUGUGUGCCCCUAGUCAAGAAAGCUACACCGAGUGGAUAAAUGCCCUGAAGGCCCAGUGUGCCUCACAGCUGAGCAAGGCCCAGAAGAAGGUGCCACGUCUAAGGGAGCUGCGCUGCCUCAAUCUGCACAUACUCGAAGCUCAUAGACUGCCAUUUAAGCUAGUGCCACAUCCCUAUUGUAGUAUUUCCCUGAAUCAGGUCAAGGUGGGCAAGACCAAGGUGAAGAUUGCCCCGGAUCCAGUUUGGGAGGAGGAGUUUGUUUUGGAUGACGUACCCCCAGAUGUAGUCUCGCUCACCAUAACCCUGGUCUCACGCGGCAAACGUGGCAAGGACAGUGAAGUGGCCGAACUCACCAUCGAUCUGGCCAGCCUCAAAAACGGCCAGGAGACCGAAGAAUGGUAUCAGCUAACCGGCAUGACACCCAUGGGUGAAUGGGGCUCUCUGCGCCUCCGCAUGCGUUAUCUCGAUGAUCUCAUUAUGCCAUGUGAAGAAUACAGCCCUCUACAGCAGCUUCUGCUCGAACCCGAACUCUAUUCCGUCAAAGCCUUGGCCGAACUCUGUCACAAUGAUCGUGUCCCCCUGGCCACUGCCCUUCUGCGUGUAUUCCGCCAUGAAAAACGUGAAACCGAACUGAUACGAGUCCUCUGCCAAGCCGAAAUUGCCCGUGAAAAUGAGACGACCACCCUAUUUAGAGGUGCCAGUUUGGCCACCACUCUCAUGGAUUUGUAUAUGCGCACCGAGUGCACCGGAUUCUUGCAGGCUGCCGUCUCCGAGACGAUUCAACGCAUUUUGGACAGCAAACAAUCGGCCGAAUUGAAUCCCACCAAAAUGGACGUGAACGAUGAUGCCUGCUCCAAUGCUGAGUUCCUUUUGCAAAUUCUCGAUUUGGUCACCCAUUCGAUAUUCACCUCGCCCGAGGCCUGCCCUCGUUCGGUGCGUUACAUUUGUAAUUGUCUACAAAAGGCCGUUGUGGCCAAAUGGCCAACGGAACGUUUGGUGCGAACACGUGUCGUAUCGGGAUUUAUAUUCCUGCGUCUGCUCUGCCCAUCCUUGCUGAAUCCACGUCAAUUUGGUUUGGUUAGUGAGACCCCGCCGACAGCGGCCACACGUUCCCUGGUCAUGGUGGCGAAGUGUUUGCAGAAUUUGGCGAAUUUAAUUGAAUUUGGAGGGAAGGAACAAUACAUGGAGGUUGUCAAUCCGUUUAUACUCAAAAACAAAGAACGCAUGAUUGUCUUUCUCGAUCAAUUAUCUAUGGUGACAGAUCCUAAUCCACCGCCCGGCUGGAAUUCCGAACAAAGCUCUAAUCAAUCUCCACAGGAUACGGGUCGUGAACUGGCUACCCUACAUCACAUAUGUGUUUCAUAUUUACCGGAAUUGCAAGAAUUAUCGAAUAUACUCUCAAUUAAGAAAUUAGUUACUGUUACCGAUAUGCUAACGAAACAUAAAAUCAAAUAUCGUGAAAUGAUUAGUUAAGAA
Molecule: messenger RNA, 2944 nt
Organism: Musca vetustissima
Lineage: Eukaryota; Metazoa; Arthropoda; Insecta; Diptera; Muscidae
Product: ras GTPase-activating protein 1-like
Exons: 8
Coding region: 50-2941 (963 amino acids)
Biological process (GO): regulation of GTPase activity
Molecular function (GO): protein binding
Source: RefSeq, a predicted model, not a curated record